AUGGCGACAACAUCAACAAGAUCAUCCAAGACAAGUGGAAAGAGUGUGUUCUCUUCGUUCAAGUGGGAAUCUUUCGACAAGAUGUUCGACGAAGCCUUUACUCCUCGCGGAUCGAUUGGAUCGUCGGAGACUGGCAGUAGCCGUCGGCGGUCGCUUGAUCCAAACCGUCACUCCGACACCCGAUCUAAGCCGGCCGUCCCGCCCACGACCGACCCUGCUCCUGUCCCACCUAAUGAAGGCGAGUUUGACCGGCUUUGGAAUGAUGCACGCCGCGUCCGAAAGACAACUACCACUCGGAAGCGAGUAGUCACACGUUCGUCGGAUAGUGCAGACACUGAUCCAGAGGUGGAUGAAAUGGGCCAAUUACGCCCUCGAGGGCAGACAAGGCACGUCGGGAUGGAUGUACGGUCUUUCAAUCCCCCUGACAGUUCUUUUCUCGGUAGGAGUAGCUUUACGGAAACCGAGCAUAAUGGAAUCAUCAACUUAGUGUUUGAACUACCAGGCAUCCCGAAGUCCGACAUCAAGAAAGUGACUGUGGAAGAGAAAGCGGAAGGCGAACGCCUCAUCCGGGAACGUGUGGAAAAGAAAUACCUACGAACGAUCCCCAUACCCCCUGCCGUUCCUUUCGACUGUAUUCGCGCGGUCCUUCAGGACGAACGCUUGACCGUCACCUACCCGCGCGUCGACAUUCUCAAAUAG
Messenger RNA from Rhizoctonia solani, 699 nucleotides. Its product is annotated as heat shock protein HSP20-like chaperone. The record is from RefSeq and is a predicted model, not a curated record. The coding region runs from base 1 to 699 and encodes 232 amino acids. The transcript is spliced from 3 exons. Lineage: Eukaryota; Fungi; Basidiomycota; Agaricomycetes; Cantharellales; Ceratobasidiaceae.